Molecule: messenger RNA, 2584 nt
Organism: Vigna umbellata (rice bean)
Lineage: Eukaryota; Viridiplantae; Streptophyta; Magnoliopsida; Fabales; Fabaceae
Product: protein terminal ear1 homolog
Molecular function (GO): RNA binding
Source: RefSeq, a predicted model, not a curated record
UGCAAAGAGUGGUGAUGGAGAAAAGAAUAGAGUAAUGGAGGGAGAGAGGGGCAAAAAUGUAAAAUCCUUGCAAGCAUAACAUGGAAUGGUGUGGGAGGGAAAGUACAUUUUUAGCAACUUUGCCUUCGAUAGGAAAGUAGAGAAUGAGGAAAACAGUCCAGCGACCGAGCGACUGAGUGAGUGAGUGAGUCAGUUACUGAGUGACUCGCUCCUGUCUUCUCUCUGUCCUUCUUUCUUCCUUCCUUCUCCAUUCUCUCUCUGGUUUUCUUUUCUUUUCUAACCCGUUUCAGAAGCCUCGCUCCGACACAACACAAUAACAACAGAGAAAACCUCUGUGUCUGUCACAGAAACAAAGACAUAACACAAGUGAAGAAGCAGAGGGAAAGGAGGAAAAGAGAGUGGUUCGGUUGAGUGUUGGUCUAAUGGGAGAAACCGGAAUCAUUGUCCGGUUGGACCGGUUGGAAGGAAGCUUAGACCCAAGAGCCGAAGAGUUCAGACCAAGCAUGAGCAACCCCGUCAUUCAAUGCCAAUGGUACCCUAUUCCUCUCCCUCUACCCUUACCGUUACCUUUACCCUUCCCACACCCUCUUCCUCCUCCUCCGCCUCCUCACCUCUCCACCUCCUCCACCCGCUCCCUCCUCCUCACGCCGCUCCCCUUCACCUCCGACUCCGCCCUCCGCGCCGAACUCCAGGCCUUCGGCGACGUCAGAGCCCUCCAAACGGAAGCCCUCCGCCACGGAAUCCUCAUCGUCCACUUCUACGACCUCCGCCAUGCAGAGUCCGCCUUCGCCGCCAUCCGCUCCAUGCACCACCACUUCCCUCAGGUCGCCCCCGCCUCGCCAGGCCUCCUCUCCGCCCGCCCCAUCUCCGCACACUACGUGCUCCCCUCCUCCUCCUCCAUCCCCGACGCCCACAACCAAGGCACCCUCGUGGUCUUCAACUUAGACCCUCACAUCUCCACCGACCACCUCCGUCGACUCUUCCACCCUUUCGGUCCCAUAAAGGAAUUGAGAGAUACGCCAUGGAAAAAGAACCAAAGAUUCGUGGAGUUCUUCGACACCAGAGACGCUGCCAAGGCCUUGAAACACAUGAACGGCAAGCAAAUCCACGGGAAACCCAUCAUCAUCGAGUUCAGCAGACCCGGUGGUCACACUCGCAAAUUCUUCCACCACUCUCCUUCCUCCAAAACCACUCCUCUCGAUUUCAAUGCCCCACCACCACCCUUCCAUCCUUCCCCGCCUCGUCGUUUUGCUGCUCCUCGCUUGCAUGCCUCUCACCCUCAAUUCUCUCGCAAUAAAUCAUUGCCAAGUCCCGUCAAGGUCCAAGAUUCUGUGGAUGAGGCAAUUGGGUCAAUCACUUUGACCGGGGAUGUUGGAAAUGGGGUUCAAGACCAGCACCACUCACAUGCUGGUGGCCCCCCUAGGAGGAAUCUUACCAGAAAGCAGAAUUGCGAGACCACGCUAGUCGUAGCAACCACAAAGCAGCAGCAGCAACAACAACACCCACAGCAACUACCUAGAAGUAGGCACUGGAAGGGAAAGCAGGCAAAAAAACUCGAAGCUCGCUUUCUAAUUAAAGAGGAUGCCAUUGUCGAAUCUGGUCCCAAAGAUACUCGAACCACUGUCAUGAUCAAAAACAUUCCCAACAAGUACAGUCAGAAGUUGCUAUUGAACAUGCUGGAUAAUCACUGCAUACACUGCAACGAGCAGAUAGAAGACGGCAAUGAGCAGCCUCUAUCCUCCUACGACUUCGUGUACCUCCCCAUUGAUUUCAACAACAAGUGCAACGUGGGAUAUGGGUUCGUGAACAUGACAUCCCCGGAGGCCACACUCAGGCUCUACAAGGCCUUCCAUCUUCAACAUUGGGAGGUUUUUAACUCAAGAAAAAUAUGUGAAGUCACCUAUGCAAGAGUUCAGGGUUUGGAGGCAUUGAAGGAGCACUUUAAGAACUCAAAGUUCCCAUGCGAGAUGGAGCAUUACCUGCCAGUGGUGUUUACACCACCUCGAGAUGGCAGGGAACUCACCGAGCCACUUCCCUUAGUGGGGAACAGCACCAACAAGCAGCAUCAACCACCCGUUUCACUUCCGAACUGCGAUGAUAAUGGCGGUGAUGACGUGGAAAGCAGCAAAAGCGGCGACGUAGGCGACGACGAUGAUGAUGAUGAUGACACGAAUGCAGAGGUUGGUGGUGAAGGAAGCCUAGAAGAAGACUAUGAAGGGUAGAAUAGUAGUAUUGUUGUGAUUGUGAAUGAAUCGAUAAAAAAAACGUGUGAUAGAAUGAAUUUAGCAUCAGCUAGCUCAGGCAGAAGGUGGUUGAGCAACGAGCCACACCUGUGUUCUCUCUCUCUCUCUCUCUCUUUCUCGUCGUGUUCGUACCUACGAACCUCUUGCUGCUCACUGCUCACCUUUCCUCCAAUUUCUUCAUUUUUUUUUUCUUUAAUGCUCUUUUUUUUUCAGUCUAGUGAUAUUUCAUUUUCUCUUUUGAAUCGCCUGUGUAGCCCUGUAGGUUCUGCUGCUUAAGAUGUAGUGUUUUACUUUGCUUUGGAAUUUCGUUUUCAAGAAUAUCAAUGUAUCAUUUAUAGAUA